GCCCUUCUCGUCGAUAAUGUCGAUCUAGGAGCCCAGGAUGACCGAGGCUGUACUCCGGCACAUCUAGCAGCGACUCACGGACACUCGUACACCUUGCAAACCAUCCUCCGGAGUGGGGUGGACAUAAACGUUUCCGACACGAACGGCUGGAAGCCCAUUCACAACGCCGCCUUCCACGGCCGCCUCGGCUGCCUGCAGCUUCUCGUUCGUUGGGGAGCCGCCCUGGACGAUGCCGAUAACAACGGGGAUUUCCCGGUUCACCUGUCGGCAAUGGAAGGGCACCUGCCCUGCUUUAAGUUCCUAGUGAACAAAAUGCCCACUUUAACCCACUCCUUGAAAGCCCGAAAUGACCACGGGGAAACCCCCAGGGACCUGGCGGAAAGGUUCUACAAAACAGACAUCGUGGAGUAUAUUGAUGGCCUACAGAAAGAGAAAGACAGACCGAAGAAGCAGGAAAAUGUCAUGUUUCCAGGCCAUGAUGCCGCCUUCAGAGGGGAUCUCGAGACCAUACGAUGCUUGCUGGAAAACCGAGUCAUCAAUAUCAACGAGCGGGACGAUAAGGGAUCGACUCUCUUACACAAAGCUGCCGGACAAGGUCAUUUGAAUCUGAUAGAGUGGCUGAUUGAUAGAGAAGCAAAUUGUAACAUCACCAAUGAUGUGGGAGAGUCACCAAAAGAUGUUGCCAGGAGGUUUGCCCAGCUGGCCGUUGUGGAGUUCCUGCGCGACAAAAUGGGAAACGACUCCGACGAGGAGGUAGACGAUAAAGAAAGGCGGUUCUUCGAGAGACACGCCGUGGAAGACAGCACAGACUGCAAGGGCGACGUGAUCCUGGACAAGCAGGGCAAAGUAGAUGCUCGCGAAAGGGCGUACCAGAAGAUCGAAGAGCUGAAGAGGCUCCUAGAAAUCGCCACCAGCAAUUUCAGGCAGCUGGGAGGAAUAACCCCAGAAGACAGACAGCAGAAGAAAACCGAGAAAGAACUCGAAAAAAAGGUCGGGGAGCUGCAGGAUCAGCUGGAGUACGAACGGCUCCAGCGGGAGAAGCUGGAGGCCCAGCUGGACGAGUACCGGGAAGAGAUUAUGAAGCUCAAAGAGCAGCAGGGCAAAGAGCACGAGGAGAAUCCCCCUGUUGCCGCAACCGCCGUCCCCGUGGUCGGGGAGCUGCAGGAUCAGCUGGAGUACGAACGGCUCCAGCGGGAGAAGCUGGAGGCCCAGCUGGACGAGUACCGGGAAGAGAUUAUGAAGCUCAAAGAGCAGCAGGGCAAAGACCACGAGGAGAAUCCCCCAGUUGCCGCAACCGCCGUCUCCGUGGCCAGCGAAGUGACCUCCGAUUCGGGGCGAGAGAAAAAGAAAGUGAAGAGAAAAUCUCUCUACAGUCCCGGAGGGAUUUUCGUGAGAAGGUACUAG
Molecule: messenger RNA, 1404 nt
Organism: Gekko japonicus
Lineage: Eukaryota; Metazoa; Chordata; Lepidosauria; Squamata; Gekkonidae
Gene: ANKRD42
Product: ankyrin repeat domain 42
Exons: 10
Molecular function (GO): protein binding
Source: RefSeq, a predicted model, not a curated record